AUGAAGUCUGUCCAGUUCUCCUUCCUUUUCUGUUGCUGGAGAGCAAUCUGCUGUAGCAGCUGCGAGCUGAUCAACAUUAACAUCACGGUGGAGAAAGAGGAAUGUAGCUGCAUAAGCAUCAACACCACAUGGUGUGUGGGCUACACAACUACUCGGGACUUGGUGUACAGGGACCCAGCGAGGCUCAACAUCCAGAAAACAUGUACCUUCAGGGAGCUGGUCUACGAGACGGUGAAAGUGCCUGGCUGUGCUCACCAUGCAGACUCCCUGUACACGUACCCAGUAGCCACUGACUGUCAGUGCGGCAAGUGCAACGGCGACAGCACGGACUGCACCGUGCGAGGCCUGGGGCCCGGCUACUGCUCCUUCAGUGAAAGCAGAGACUAAGCAGCAGCAGACACUUUGAGCUGCCUACCUUAAAGGACCAAAACA
Molecule: messenger RNA, 432 nt
Organism: Bubalus bubalis (water buffalo)
Lineage: Eukaryota; Metazoa; Chordata; Mammalia; Artiodactyla; Bovidae
Product: follitropin subunit beta
Exons: 2
Coding region: 1-387 (128 amino acids)
Biological process (GO): G protein-coupled receptor signaling pathway
Cellular component (GO): cytoplasm; extracellular region
Molecular function (GO): hormone activity
Source: RefSeq, a predicted model, not a curated record